This is a messenger RNA of Adineta ricciae, 441 nucleotides long. The record is from the annotation of a GenBank genome assembly. NCBI's taxonomy places the organism in Eukaryota, Metazoa, Rotifera, Eurotatoria, Adinetida, Adinetidae.
AUGUUGAAAACGAGUAUAUCGAUAUUGUCUAUAAGCAUUCUUGUUUAUCUGUUUAUUGAAAACAUAAAUCGUCGAACUUAUGAAUUCUUGGACGAAAUAGAACAACGUGGAAAUACUUUUCUUGAUACAACUGAAAAACGACUUCGACAGUUGAUCAACGACACCAUAUAUAAUUUAAACAAUCAAACAACGGAACAAAUCAAUUCCAUAAUCCAUGCAAACAAAAAAUAUAUUCCUUUACAAAAUCCUUAUGGUGCCACUACUUGCACUGAAUGGUUCGGUUGUCAUAAAGGUUACUGUUGGGCAGGUUGUGCAGGAGCACUUCCUUCUCUGACCGGUCCUGAAUGGUGCUAUACUAAAACAUCUGUCGGCAAAAUGACGUGUCAAAUGGACGACGAUUGUGACGGCUGUUGGCGAUGUUCCAGUCCAUGUAGUAUUUAG